This is a messenger RNA of Fomitopsis serialis, 1570 nucleotides long. RefSeq lists its product as uncharacterized. The transcript has 3 exons. NCBI's taxonomy places the organism in Eukaryota, Fungi, Basidiomycota, Agaricomycetes, Polyporales, Fomitopsidaceae. The coding region runs from base 311 to 1171 and encodes 286 amino acids. The record is from RefSeq and is a predicted model, not a curated record.
CCGAUGACGCCAUGCAGACUCGAGAGACUCCAAGUCUUUCCGACUGCAGACGGCCUUCGCUUCACACCGCCACGUCGACAUCCGCCGAUAUCUUAUUCCACGACGUGCAUAGGCACGCACUCCCUUCCGACUUUUUGAAUCACUCUAAUCGUAUCAAACGCACGCAGGGCGAGUGGGCGGGUGGGCUGCAGGCGGCCAGGAGUGUGUGAGUGAGUAGUACAUUACAAAGAGUGUCGCACCAGCUCUCCUUUGUUUUCAGACGUAGGAUCAUGACCCGCGACGGGGUGGAUGGGCUGUAGUGCCGCAGCCGAUGGCAUGUGCCGCACGGGCGAGCGAGGGUGAGCCUGAGGAUCUAGUCCGAGUCAAACAGAACUACGACACGUCGCCGCAAAACUGCUGGCGGAGCCUAGCGCUCGACCCGUUGUCGCCGCUGCAUGAUGCUCUCGAGUACGCUGUUCUAGGUCUGGCGAUGCGAACAGACGCUGCGGGACUCCGGCGCAAUCCCGCACGCCCGGUGUCCGCCAAAUGCGCCCUCGUACGGGUAUUGCCAAAAGAGGCAACCCCGCGAGCGUCCAAACUCGCAGGGAAUCUGAGGCAUGCCCCCCUCCAUCCGCCAGGUCGACUCGCGAACGGCCUCAGGCACAGCAACACGGUGCACACGCGCGCGGCGAGCACCCACGGCAAAGGCCCCGCACGCAAACCUAGCCGACGAAGACACCGCGGGCCUGGGCGCAGCGACGAACUCACGACAGGUGUGGACGACGAAUACACGGCAAGCGUGAACGACGAGCGGACGGCGGGGACGAAUGAACGGCUGGCGGGGAUGGGCGAGGGCGAGGUCGAGGGCGAGGUCGAGGGCCAGAGCCAGGACGCGGUGACGUGCAGCGCGACGCGCACGACGACGGCGAGCACGCAGGGCCAAUGCCCUGCGUGUAGGCACGGCCGACGAACAAGCGGCGCGCGGACGGGCCGACGCACAGGGCGACCGCGAGCAUGCAGGGCCAAUGCCCAGCAUGCAAGCACGGCCGAUGAACGGAUCGCGCGGGGAUCAGCAAAAGACGGAAGACGGCGACGUGGACAGGGCCGAGGCGUGCGCAACACACGCCAACUGCGAGCGCGGAGGACGAAUGUCCAGUGCACAGACGCGGUCGACGAACGCGCACACAGGUAAGCGGAAGGGAGGCCGAGGAGGCACACAAUCGGGUGGGCGGGCGUGUACACAACCGGGCGGGACCACAACCGGGCGGGACCACAACUGGGCGGCGACGCACGCACGACAACCACGAGCGCGCAGGGCAAAUGCCCAGCACGCAAGCGCGGUUGACGAACGAGCCGCGCGCGCGAGCGACACACAGGAGACGGCGACGGUGGACAGGGCGUGUACAACACACGCCGACUGCGAGCGCGUAGGGCCAGUGCCCCGCAUGCAAACGCAGCCGACGAGCGUGUCGCAGGUAGUGAAUGGGGGGCGAACGGACGAGGACGAGCGGGCGGGAGGCCGGGAGGCGUAGUAGUAGUGCAAUGUAUAUUAGUGUAGUAGCAUUAUAAUCGACGGCAGUUUACAGCAGGU